UCAACCUAGGAUGUCUGGCGAAGCCGCCAUUUCAAAACGCUUAGGAAUUAUAGGACCUGUUGGAAAAUUUCUAUACCUAUAUUUUUAUUUUUCUAAAAUAUUUUUAUUUUGACUAGCAAGUAGAACAUUUAAUACCCCUUUUUUUAAAGAAAUAUAUAUCUUGCCUGUACGACCAAUAGGGAUGGAUUCAGACCCUGAACAGAAUCCCAAAAUGUCUAAGAAUGAAUCCCAGAGAGGUUCAGGUGACUUCAAUUCCAGAGGACGAGGAUCCAAAGGCCGUGGUCGUGGGGGGCGUAUGGGCCGAGGCGGUAUGCGAGGGGGCCGAGGCGUAAUUAAAGCUUUUGGUCCACCAGGACGUGGGAGAGGCCGAGGGAAAGAUGGAGCCAUGAAUGGAUUUGGACCCAUCAGAGGAAUGGGGAGGAUGCGACCUUAUCCAGACCUCAGAGGUCAUCGUGGGAGGGGUGGACCAAUGGGGAUGGGUCCUCCACCUCCCCUCCCUCCCCCUCCUCCUCCACUUCCGCCCCCUAUGCACUUUCGAGCCCCCUUUCCACCCAUGCCAAGGCAUGGACCGCCUCCACUCUCACCUCCAUGUCACCCUGGUUUCAGAGGGCGCCCACCACACCCACGAGGCAGAGGCAUGCCACCACCUGGCCCUCCACGCCAUUUCCUCCCUCGCGGACCAAGAGGGGGGGCACACAGUACAGUUAACCUCCCUGGCCCCAGGAGCCCAGACCCUCCCUUACAUCCCUCCUCUCCUUCACCAGCAGCGUGACACCUGAGAAAACGCAACGCCUCAAUUGACAAGGUGAGCCUCGUCUUGUGUCUUUAAUGCCUCUUUGACAGAGAUUUUUUCUUUCAGGACAGAAGGCGCAACUAUAUUUGAGUUUCAUCACAUAUGGAAAGAUGCUGAAUAUUUAUGGGUUAAACUCUUCAGUGCUUCAGUGCCUUUUUUAAUGAAAUAAAAGAGGCAUCUCAGUAAAGAAAAGUGCACUGACGGCUUUAAACUUUAUGGAGCUGCACAAGAUAUCAAAUUCUGUUUGUCAUCUCAAUUAAAAUACAUAUCAGUGUGUGCAGUAUUGUAAUUACAAAAGGCUGUUUAGAUGUAAUAUUUGGAAUGGGUGUAUUUUAAGUGCCAUGCAUGCAAAUUCUGCAUUUCAGGAAAAUGUGGGUUGAUCGUGUGAAAAAAAUACUGGCAAUUAUAUGCUUUUCUGAUAUAUAUAAAGUUAACAUGAUCUACAAAGGUGACCCAUUCAAGAAAGAGCACCACUGCUAACUUGAUAAUUGAAACAGUCUGUUCAGAUGACCAUAUUGCACUUAUGUGCCACUGAAAAUAAGCAUUAAAAGUUAGGAAAGGUUUAUAUACACGUGUUCAUAAAUUCAGUAUAUCAUUUUUAUUAACUAGUUUUCAAAUUUAUCACAGCAAUAAUUCUGUAAAUUGCUGUAAUAAUGACUAACUGAGUAGAAGCUCUUUAACAAUUAAGAAUAAGAUUUUUUUGCAUGUUCUUAUUUGAAUUUGAUUUAUGUGUGAUUAUGAAAGGCUAUUGCUUCUCAGAAGAAAAUAAGUCUCUGGAGAUCAGACAUUGGUAUGUAAAAAUGCAUCACAAGUUGCCCAUUUCUGUCUGAUUACCGAGCAUCCUACAAACAGAAGACAAUUUAUUAUGCCUAAUCAAUUUUAGUUCAUUUUGACUGUAUAUGGGCCUAAAAAUCUUUUGAUACCUUAAAUGAUCUAACCUGUUAUCCAAACUAAAAAUGUUGACACUUUGCAUGUUUAACAUAGCUAAUAAGCAAGCUAUGUUUUAAUUAACUUAUGUAAUUUAUUUAAAGUGUGCAUGUUCUUUUUCAUUACUGCUAAAAGCUCCAUAUGUAGAACGUUGUACUGUGAUGUCGGUGUGCCAAGAAUUUAAUAAACACACACACA
This is a messenger RNA of Xiphophorus maculatus (southern platyfish), 1918 nucleotides long. RefSeq names its product cleavage and polyadenylation specificity factor subunit 6-like. Bases 182 to 772 code for a protein of 196 amino acids. The transcript has 6 exons. Lineage: Eukaryota; Metazoa; Chordata; Actinopteri; Cyprinodontiformes; Poeciliidae. The record is from RefSeq and is a predicted model, not a curated record.